AUGUCCAUUGUUUACAGUCGGUCUGAGAUACUUGCUUGUCGCCCGCGGCAAUGCCCUAAGUUAUCUCUAUCUCUUCACAGCUAUCGACUUCUUCGGCUUCGUUGUCUCCUGACUCGACUUCGUACAUCUCGUUCAAGGAAACGUAAGCGUCGAUUUGGCACUCGGCUCUGUCUGAUCAAUGCUGGCUCUGUAGUCAACAAACUCGAGUCGUUCACCACCGUUUUCAGCGAUCAUUCUCCCGAUGUAGUUGCACUUACGGAAACCUGGCUCACUCAUGUCAAUGGGGACCAGAUUCUUUCAUCGAUGGUUCCUGGUGGAUUUUCGUUCAUCCAGGUACCUCGACCUAGCUCCCGGCGCGGUGGUGGCGUCGCUGUUGUCUUCAAGUCAACUAUUGCUGCCACUCUUGUUACCGACUCGCAAGCUUAUGAUUCGUUUGAGUACAUGGACGUUCGUCUCAAGUUUGGUACUCGGACCCUACGCCUGUUAGUUGUCUACCGUCCACCGAGGUGCUCGGAAAGUGAUUUCCUUCGUGAUUUCUCCUGUGUUCUAGAGAUACUCUUAGUUACCCGCGAUGACGUGCUGAUUGUUGGCGAUUUCAAUCUUCACGUUGAUGAUGAACACGACCAGUAUGGUCGUUCCUUCAUGUCUCUCAUUGACUCAUGUGGUCUGCAACAGCACGUUGUUGGCCCCACCCAUGAGCGCAGUGCCACGCACAAGCGCCACACUCUUGAUCUCGUCCUGUCUCGUCAGCGCAAUCAUCUCGUCUCCAAAGUGUGUGUCGGUCCCCGCGUCAUCAGCGAUCACCAUCCAGUGUUGUGUGUCCUCGACCUUCAUCCUCCUCGGUGGCUCACCAAGAAGCUCCUGACUCGCUCGCUGAAAUCUAUCGAUUGGGAUAAAUUUGCUACUGCGAUCGCCAACCUGCCUCUUCUCUCUGCGCCUUCUGACAACCUCGACGGACUUGUUGAGCAAUACAAUAAUGGUUUACGUGCAGUGCUUGAUCUUCAUGCUCCUGUCCGGACCCGAACUGUAACUCUUUGGCCCGUCAACCGCUGGAUGACGACCGAGAUUCUCGACACUAAGACGAAGCUUCGUCAUUUCGAGCGCUGUUGGCGUUCUCGGCAACUAGCGAUUGAUUUUGAAAUUUUUCAGACUCAUCUCCUCGCCUACUCGGAGAUGCUCAAGGCUGCUCGAACUCUUUUUUUCUCCACCGAAGUCCGUCAGUGUCGAGGUGACAUGCGCGCAUUAUAUCGUCUCGUCGGCGACCUCAUGGGUUCAACGACCAAGCCAUCACUUCCCACUCGCUCGAGUGAUCAAGAAGUGGCAGACGACCUGAACUAA
Daphnia pulicaria is the source of this 1338-nucleotide messenger RNA. RefSeq lists its product as uncharacterized. The record is from RefSeq and is a predicted model, not a curated record. NCBI's taxonomy places the organism in Eukaryota, Metazoa, Arthropoda, Branchiopoda, Diplostraca, Daphniidae. Gene Ontology annotation, molecular function: catalytic activity. The transcript has a single exon. The coding region runs from base 1 to 1338 and encodes 445 amino acids.